This is a messenger RNA of Esox lucius (northern pike), 1116 nucleotides long. It is a transcript of the gene iah1, whose product is annotated as isoamyl acetate hydrolyzing esterase 1 (putative). The transcript has 6 exons. The record is from RefSeq and is a predicted model, not a curated record. Bases 78 to 800 code for a protein of 240 amino acids. NCBI's taxonomy places the organism in Eukaryota, Metazoa, Chordata, Actinopteri, Esociformes, Esocidae. Gene Ontology annotation, molecular function: hydrolase activity, acting on ester bonds.
CACAUGCAAGGCUGUAAUUUAGUCAACAGUGAGCACAGAUCUUUAGUGUUACGGCUAAAGAUUUCCACCAGCCAGCAAUGUCCAAACUCAAAAACAUAAUUUGGCCUGAAGUCAUAUUGUUUGGCGAUUCAAUCACACAGUUUUCAUUCCAACCCAACGGAUGGGGUUCCGACUUAGCAAACAAACUAGCCAGAAAAUGUGACGUUGUGAACCGAGGGUUGUCAGGCUACAACACCAGGUGGGCUAAGAUAGUCCUGCCUCGCCUCAUCUCACAAGAAAGCGAUUUGAACAACCAUGUAGCUGCUGUCACCGUCUUUUUUGGAGCCAACGACUGUGCUUUGGAAGAUACAAACCCACAACAGCACAUCCCACUGCCGGAGUACUGUGAGAACCUGAAGGACAUAGUCAAACACCUGGGCUCGGUGGGCGUGCUUGCAGAUAAGGUCAUAUUCAUCACACCCCCACCUCUCAACGAGACAGCCUGGGAGAAAGAGUGCAUCUUAAAAGGUAGUGUCCUGAACCGCCUGAACGCCGUGACCGGCCAGUAUGCCCAGGUCUGUGUCCAGGCUGCAGGUCAGUGUGGGGUGGAUGUGCUCGACCUUUGGACUCUGAUGCAGAAAGACGGGCAGGACUACACAGGCUACCUCUCUGAUGGGCUCCAUCUCUCUGAGAGCGGGAACCAGUUUGUGGCUCAGCACCUGUGGAACCUCCUGGGGAGCAAAGUGGAGAAGCUGCCCUUCAUCCUGCCGUACUGGGGGGACGUGGACCCCAAACACCCAGAGACCACUCUGUCUGGCUGAAAGACCCCAGGACCCUAAACACCCAGAGACCACUGUCUGGCUGAAAGCCCACAGGACCCUGAACACCCAGAGACCACUGUCUGGCUGAAAGCCCACAGGACCCUGAACACCCAGAGACCACUGUCUGGCUGAAAGCCCCCAGGACCCUAAACACCCAGAGACCACUCUGUCUGGCUGAAAGCCCCCAGGACCCUAAACACCCAGAGACCACCCUGUCUGGCUGAAAGCCCCCAGGACCCUAAACCCUUGGGUGGUAGGGGCAUUUCCGCAUUCUGUAUAAAGCAGAAUUAAAUUAAAAUGUUUUGAUUUCCUGAAA